This is a messenger RNA of Astyanax mexicanus (Mexican tetra), 1892 nucleotides long. RefSeq names its product GTPase IMAP family member 7-like. Gene Ontology annotation, molecular function: GTP binding. Lineage: Eukaryota; Metazoa; Chordata; Actinopteri; Characiformes; Acestrorhamphidae. The transcript has 2 exons. Bases 72 to 992 code for a protein of 306 amino acids. The record is from RefSeq and is a predicted model, not a curated record.
UUUAAUAAUGUCUAUUUUCCCUGAGUGCAGUGAUAACAGGAAGACAAAGUCCUUAUUGGAAUCGCCCUAACAUGUCUGUAACCAGAAGAAUGGUCCUGGUUGGGAAGACUGGUGCUGGGAAAAGUUCUUCAGGAAACACCAUCCUGGGCAGAAAAGGAUUCCGAGCUGCUCUUAGUGCAUCGUCUAUCACUAAAGAGUGCUGGAAGGAGACAGAAUUGGUGGGAGACACUAACGUGGUUCUGGUGGACACUCCUGGUCUCUUUGAUACCUCACUUUCAGAAAGAGAUUUACAAAAGGAGAUCAGUAAGUGCAUUAACAUGACUUCUCCAGGACCCCACGCCAUCAUACUGACCAUUCAGCUCGGACCCUUCACUGAAGAAGAGGUUUUAGCUGUGCAGAAGAUCAGAGCUGUUUUUGGGGAGGAAGCAGACAAAUACACCAUCAUCCUCUUCACACAUGGAGAUAAACUCAAGAUACCCAUUGAAGAACAUCUGAGUCAAGCUGAAGGACACCUCAAAGACCUUAUAGAACAGUGUGGAAAAAGGUAUCAUGUAUUUGACAACACAAAAAGGCAUGAUCGCUCCCAAGUUCUCGAAUUCCUGGACAAGGUGGAAAACAUGAUGACGGCAAACGGGGGUGAACACUACACCAACCCCAUGUUUGGUGAUCUGGAACAGAAGCUGAAGGAGAAGGAAGAUGAAUUAAAGACUGAAUAUGAAUACAAACUACAGGAGUUAAUAUCAAAAUUCAAUGAAGAAAAGAAUGCCUUACAGCAGGAAAUAGGAAAGCUGAAAGAAUCUGAUCAGGAGAAAGAGAGGCAGGUUGAGGAGCUGGAACUGCUGAUUAAAAAGAAGGAUCGAGAGCUGAAUGAAUACAAGCGUUUUUAUGAGGAAAAGUGUAGGAAUGUUAGACUGAAGGCAGAAAAAACUCAAUUCAUUAAACAAGUACAAGCUGUUUGUACCAAGUUAAGAAAAUUCUUUAUCAAAGAAUGAAAAAAAAACAUUCUAUUACAGUUUAUAGUAAAGCGUUAAGUUGAAUUAGAAUAAGGUAUUUACUACAGGUCUGCAUGUACACAGUAUCUGAAGAAGUCCGUCUAUGCCAUCAAAUGGACUUUUAUAAAUGGCUAUAAAAUAAGAAGAAUGAAAUGGUUUAAAUUGUAUUGAUUAUUUACAGAUUUUAGUUUUAUCUGAUUCCAGCAUUAUGCAAGUGAACCCACAGGGUUAAGACAAUAAUCCUAGUUCAUGUUAAUUAUACUGUGUUUUAUAUUUUUCUCCGUUUGAACACAGGUUAAAGUAAAAUUUUAUUACAUAAAAUGUUAUUGUCAUGGUCAGAACAGAAUAGCAGACAAGCGCAGAUACUGAUAAAAACAAAGUAUGUUUAUUACAACAAUAAACAGAUGUAAUCAGGGUCGAUACAGAAAUAAGGGUGAUCACCAGUAGACAGAGCAAUGAAGACAAAACCAUACCAUAAACGAAAGACAGUCCAGAGUUCAUACACAAGCAAUCCAAUAUCAGAGAUAAUCCAAGGGGCGGUGGUGAAAGUACAGUCCAGGUCAUACACAAACAAUCCAAUAUCAAAGGCAGAGGCAAGAAUCGGCGUCGAGAAACAAAAAGCAAGGUCAUACACAAAGUAAACUGAGACAAGAGAUAUAGAACGCUUUGUAAUGAGGAGAACCUACAAUACGCGGCGUGGAAGUCUGUUUGGCGUGCACCUUUAUAGUGCCAGUAAUCAGUAUUCGGGACUUCCUGGAGGAAGCAGGUGAGGUGUCACGUGAUCAGGUGAGUGCGUGAUGUCAGCGGGUGGUGCAUUCUGGGUAGUGUAGUUGUUCACCUGAGAACCUCCGUUAGAGCUGGGUGUGGAAGGGACAGAGGAGCUAACAGCACCAGACGUGA